AUGGCGUCCAAGCAGGAGCAGCCGUACCAGUUCCCGACGCUGACGGAGAUCAAGCGCUCGCUGCCCAGCGAGUGUUUCGAGGCGUCCGUGCCGCUCUCGCUCUACUACACGGUGCGCUGCCUGGUGAUCGCCGUGUCGCUGGCCUUCGGGCUCCACCACGCGCGCUCGCUGCCCGUGGUCGAGGGCCUCUGGGCGCUGGACGCCGCGCUCUGCACGGGCUACGUGCUGCUGCAGGGCAUCGUGUUCUGGGGCUUCUUCACCGUGGGCCAUGACGCCGGCCACGGCGCCUUCUCGCGCUACCACCUGCUCAACUUCGUGAUCGGCACCUUCAUCCACUCGCUCAUCCUGACGCCCUUCGAGUCGUGGAAGCUCACGCACCGCCACCACCACAAGAACACGGGCAACAUCGACCGCGACGAGAUCUUCUACCCGCAGCGCAAGGCCGACGACCACCCGCUCUCGCGUAACCUCAUCCUGGCGCUGGGCGCCGCGUGGUUCGCCUACCUGGUCGAGGGCUUCCCGCCGCGCAAGGUCAACCACUUCAACCCGUUCGAGCCGCUGUUCGUCCGCCAGGUGUCCGCCGUGGUCAUCUCGCUGGCCGCGCACUUCGGCGUGGCCGCGCUGUCCAUCUACCUGAGCCUGCAGUUCGGCUUCAAGACCAUGGCUAUCUACUACUACGGGCCCGUGUUCGUGUUCGGCAGCAUGCUGGUCAUCACCACCUUCCUGCACCACAACGACGAGGAGACCCCCUGGUACGCCGACUCGGAGUGGACCUACGUCAAGGGCAACCUCUCGUCGGUCGACCGCUCCUACGGCGCGCUCAUCGACAACCUGAGCCACAACAUCGGCACGCACCAGAUCCACCACCUCUUCCCCAUCAUCCCGCACUAUAAGCUCAAGCGCGCCACCGAGGCCUUCCACCAGGCGUUCCCCGAGCUCGUGCGCAAGAGCGACGAGCCCAUCAUUAAGGCCUUCUUCCGCGUCGGCCGCCUCUACGCCAACUACGGCGUCGUGGACUCGGACGCCAAGCUCUUCACGCUCAAGGAGGCCAAGGCCGUGUCCGAGGCGGCGACCAAGACUAAGGCCAACUGAGUCGGGACUUCGUAGGUUUCAUGGCGACAGACCCGAGAGAGUAAUACAAGAGAGAGUUUUUUUU
This is a messenger RNA of Phytophthora sojae, 1156 nucleotides long. RefSeq lists its product as hypothetical. The coding region runs from base 1 to 1092 and encodes 363 amino acids. Gene Ontology annotation, biological process: lipid metabolic process. Gene Ontology annotation, molecular function: oxidoreductase activity. NCBI's taxonomy places the organism in Eukaryota, Oomycota, Peronosporomycetes, Peronosporales, Peronosporaceae. The record is from RefSeq and is a predicted model, not a curated record. The transcript has a single exon.